Messenger RNA from Thecamonas trahens ATCC 50062, 776 nucleotides. RefSeq names its product countin-1. The transcript is spliced from 4 exons. The record is from RefSeq and is a predicted model, not a curated record. NCBI's taxonomy places the organism in Eukaryota, Apusomonadida, Apusomonadidae. Bases 75 to 776 code for a protein of 233 amino acids.
GCCGAAAAACCUGGACGGAUCUCGGGCUGGAUCCGCAGCUCUCAAAGGCUCGCACUCUCAUCUCCACCACAAACAUGUACAAGACUCUGUUUGUCGUCCUUGUUGCGCUUGCGCUUGCGGCUUCGGCCUCUGCUGCCCCCACCGUCGUCUCCGACCUCGGAAACCCCACCACGUGCGAGCUCUGCGUCGAGUUUCUCUCGCAGGCCGAGAACGAGCUGCUCCAGGCUAUCCUCCAGCUCGGCAUUGUCGACUCGUGCGGUGACCUCUGCGGCCUCCUCCCGUCCCGCCUCGAGGGCACCGUCUGCGACCUCCUCUGCGACUACAUCGGCGUGACCGAGUUUGUCAAGAUCAUCCAGGAGCACUCGCCGGACCCCAUCUACGCCUGCCAGCUCCUCAAGCAGUGUUCGAUCAACGACAACGCCAAGGCGAACAUGAUCGACUUUGUUGUCGCGCCCAAGGUCGGCCAGCAGGGCACGACCUUUACCUUUGGAGCCACGUUCAACGUGACCAACGGCCCGACCGGUGCUGGCGAGCUCGCGCUCGGCGUGCAGCCGCCGCAGGGCAUGCCUUUUGGUGACGGUGCGGUCAACGACGGCAUCCCCAACGGUGAGCACACCGUGACGUUCUCGCUCAAGGCCCAGCCCAACGAGCAGGAGCCGUUCUCGGCCGGCACGUACGAGGUCGAGUUUGCCGUGUGCAACGGCAUUUGCGGCGCGACCAAGCCGCACUCGGCUGUCCUCGCCGUCGGCAAGGGCUCGUUCCGCAUUGAGCAGUAA